Suillus subalutaceus is the source of this 324-nucleotide messenger RNA. RefSeq lists its product as uncharacterized. The transcript is spliced from 3 exons. The record is from RefSeq and is a predicted model, not a curated record. Gene Ontology annotation, cellular component: mitochondrial large ribosomal subunit. Gene Ontology annotation, biological process: mitochondrial translational termination. Gene Ontology annotation, molecular function: translation release factor activity. Lineage: Eukaryota; Fungi; Basidiomycota; Agaricomycetes; Boletales; Suillaceae. The annotation marks the transcript as partial.
CCACCCUCGACCGCUUCCCCAUCGUGCACGGAUGAUCAGGAAGGUGCGAAAGUUUGGCUUCGCGCGUUUGAAGACGCCAAAACCGUUUCGAAAAAAAUCGAACUUACUUUCUCUCGCAGUUCUGGUCCCGGAGGGCAGAAUGUCAACGAGAUGGAAACCAAGGUUUCUGCGCGCUGUCGUGUAGAGGCACCUUGGAUAACGAUAUGGGGGCGCGAGAGUCUCGUGAGGACUCCAUACUACAUCGGAACAUUGUAUUUUUUACUGGUGUCAUCUAGCGCGUCUCGUUCGCAAGCACAAAACAUUGGUGAUUCCCUUGGCAAAGUC